Molecule: messenger RNA, 1591 nt
Organism: Podarcis lilfordi (Lilford's wall lizard)
Lineage: Eukaryota; Metazoa; Chordata; Lepidosauria; Squamata; Lacertidae
Source: the annotation of a GenBank genome assembly
AUGAAGCGGGCUCUGUUCUUCCUGCUGUUGCUGCCGCGCUUUCUGCCUUGUGGCGAGCCCCAGAGCACGGUCCCUGCUACCAUCGAAGCCCCCCAGUUGCUGAACGAGACCAAUGGAUCGACGUGCGACCAGUGGCUGUACGGGACGGAGCCGCCGCAGGUGAAGGCUUUCCAGUGCGUGGAGCAGCGCACCGGCAUCGAAGUUAAGUUCUGCUGCGGGACCUGCGGCCAGCCAAGCAAUUGUUACUUCGAAAAGCUCCUCGAGGGCCCCACAGCGCGCCCUACCGACGGUGGCCUAGAACUGCUCCCUCCUGCACCUCCAGCGCCACGUAAGGCGGCUAGCUCCCUUGGCUUUAUUAGCACCUCGACACUAUCUGGGCCUCGGUCUGCAUGCAAACCCGCCGUUCUCUCUCUUUUAGACACGGGUCCCCCAUUCCCUGUCGGCUUCCCUUUCGGUCUAUCGCUCUCUUCCCCGCCCUUGAACUGGGGAUGCGGCUCAGAGGCUCCACUCGACGGGGAGGGCGCCUUCGAAGCCCCUUUCGCCUCUGCAAGAAGGCUGCGCGCUUUCGCUUGGGAAGGGAGGCUAGGAACGGGCACUCCGGGAGGGAGGGUGGCUAGGAACGGGAAGUCCAGUGCGCAGAAGACUUGGGGGGCAAGAACCGCUUCGAGGGUGCUUCAAGGGGGUCGUGUGGGCCCAGUCUUAGGCUGCGCUAAGACGUCUUCUGGUGCUGUGAAAAAUUCGUCGGUCUUUCACGUGCCUGAAGACUCUGGGUUGCCACGGGCGGACUAGCUUGCUGACGGUUCUGCAAGUAGAUCCGAAAGACAUGGGCAAGAUUUGUACACGGGGUGGGGACAGGAAACUUUUCCCGAUGAUAUCCGCAGUGUCCUGCCUUCUAGGUUGCUUCAGUGCAGGCUGCCCCAGUUACUACCAAACACUUUUCUUUCCUGUCUUGGAGUCUUGACUCCUGAAGUGAGACACGGGGGGGGGGGGGGGCUUGCAGUAUGAGAUACUCCACCUCACGAUGCUAACUAUACCCGCCCCAGGCUUUCUGGGGGGGGGGGUUACAAAUCCCUAGCUCCAUUCCUAGAGAGUCCAGUUUGUGCAGUUGAGCAAAACAAGUGAGCAAAUUGAUAGCAGAACAAACACUGAUCAAUAUCUUUCUUCUGUUUCAGACAUGGACAGGCUGACCUGGUUUUGGGGAGGAGUUAUUGCCAAUGCAAUAUUUUACUGGGCUUUUAUCCGCACUUGCAGAAGAUUCUGGCGGAGGAAGACUACCCAAGAAAGACCCGUGGAGGGCCUUGAGCUAGACACCAGCUCUUCUGGGAGAUCAAGUGAUCAUCGUGACCCCUCUUGUGCCUCCACCAGAUUGGUUCCGCCAUCGUCUGAAGGUGCAGAGGGUCUUGCUGCUGCAUCUGGCAGCGCACCUAGUGUACAGCCCCAAGCUGAGGGCUCUGAGAAUGUGACCAUCAUGUGGACAGGAUUUGUCCCAUUCCGAGUUGGUGCUACUUCUCCCUCUCAGCCAAAGCAGGGCCGCAAAAAGCGUCGGGCUAAGGCAAAGAAGGCAAAGAAGGCAAAGAAGGCAAAGAAGUAA